Messenger RNA from Laccaria bicolor S238N-H82, 1215 nucleotides. RefSeq lists its product as uncharacterized. The coding region runs from base 1 to 1215 and encodes 404 amino acids. Gene Ontology annotation, cellular component: SWI/SNF complex; nucleus. The record is from RefSeq and is a predicted model, not a curated record. NCBI's taxonomy places the organism in Eukaryota, Fungi, Basidiomycota, Agaricomycetes, Agaricales, Hydnangiaceae. The transcript is spliced from 9 exons. Gene Ontology annotation, biological process: regulation of transcription by RNA polymerase II.
AUGACCUUGGGUGAGCUGCAAAGUAUAAAACGAAAGCUCACAGAUAAAGCUAUCCCCAAUGUCAUACUACAAAACCCUGACUUCGCCGAGGAUUCGCGUAUGUACCAGGAUUUGGUGGAAACGGAGCGGAAGCUAGACUGGACGAUGAUGAGGAAGAAGGUUGAAGUCCAGGACGCGCUCGCAAGGAACCCUACCACGACACGGACGUUGAGACUCUUCCUCAGCCAUACGGUUUCUGGGCAGCUGUGGCAGACUGGAGGUGGGGGAGCGGAUGAGACCCCAAUGGCAAACUUUGAAACUGGAGAGGGCAUCCCAGCCUGGGCGUUUGAGAUUGAAGGAAGGGUGUUAGAGCGUAAAUUCUCUACCCUCAUAAAACGCAUGGUCGUCGAGCUUGACCGGGACCCAACGCUAUACCCAGAUGGUAACAUCGUUGAGUGGCCCAGGGCUCCUGGCGCGCACAAUCCUGCUAUGGACGGCUUUACGAUAAGACGGACAGGGGACCAGCCAACCAAGAUUCGCGUAGUAAUGUAUGUGCCAGAGUUGGGUAACAUUCUGGGGAUUAAGGAAGAUAGCAGGAUAGGUGUUAUUCAGACGUUCUGGAAUUAUAUCAAGCUUCAAGGUUUACAAGAUAAAGUGGAUAGGAGACUGGUUCGAGCGGACGACAAGCUUCGACAGAUAUUCGGCACGGAUACCAUACCUUUUCAAAAGAUCCCAGACCUCGUCAACCGAUACCUGGUUGCUCCUGACCCCAUCAUUCUGCAUUAUAUGGUGAAUCCGUCAUUGCCGCCCCCAGACAGGCCGUCAGCAUACGACGUUGAAGUGAAGAUGGAGGACACGGCGUUGAGGAGCCGAAUGGCUGUUAUGGUGCAAUCGAAUAAGGAGAGCUCACAGGCUCUGUCGAAAUUGGAUGAGGAGUGCGCCAUGCUAGCUCAGUCGCUGCAUAAUUCACACGUCAAGCGGACAUUUCUUCAAUCUUUCGCGGAGGACCCAGCGCUGUUCAUACAGACGUGGCUGGAAUCUCAGUCGCGAGAUUUGGAGAAUAUAAUUGGCAGUGGGCCAACAGAAGGACUGACGGUUCGGCAGGAGGAACUCAAGAGGAGCGAGUUCUUCCAACUGCCGUGGGUGGAGGAGGCCGUUGCCAUUCAGGAUAUGCGAUUGGCAUGGCAUGAGUGCCACCACGUGACCGUACUGUACCUAUCAUGUGACUAUGUAUAA